Molecule: messenger RNA, 548 nt
Organism: Cloeon dipterum
Lineage: Eukaryota; Metazoa; Arthropoda; Insecta; Ephemeroptera; Baetidae
Exons: 2
Coding region: 91-486 (131 amino acids)
Source: RefSeq, a predicted model, not a curated record
ACUCUCAACAAUACUUUUAGAAAUCACUGUUGUGUAUUGUUGAAUUCAAAUUCAGUAAAAUUCCACUUUGGCAAAAUAUAAACAGCGGUAAUGGUCAUCAGCCAGUCGAAAAUAGUUCGCGUUUCCGAGGAAUUGGCCAAGCAGCUCGGCCAAAAGUAUGCGCAAAACCCACCAAGGGUGGCCAUUGUGCCUGACCCUCCUGAGGCGCGGCACCAGGAUUUUCGCGCCGAUGGCCUCUACGUAGAGGAGGGACUGUUCCGCGAGUUGCAGCACCAGCAAGUGGCUCUGGAGGUGCGCGUCAGGGAGCUGAAAGAGGCCCUUAGCCAGCACUACACACCCCUAAGACGUCCCCAGCACCGUGUCCUGCCCCCGGCUAAGGCCGAACCACCUCUGCAGGUGCUCGUCGAGUGUCUCAGGGCGCACCCUGAUCACCCCCUCAAAUGCUACCCCUACGCGAAGGAAUUUGCUGAUUCUGCCAAACUCUGACCAAAACUAAUCUGGCAAUAAAAAGGGUUCAAAACUUUUGAAUUUGGAAAUAUCAAGAAGUA